GGUGACCACGUGUCCGGCACUGCCGAGUCGACCAUGUGGAGCAGCAAGAUGGCGGCGCAGUGGAGGCCCGUCGACGUGGCUUUAAAAGCCGGCAACGUGGACUUUCUGAGCACCAGAAGCCCUUGCCAGAUUGGACCAUUUGGAGGCAACAUGGGUGGUGCGGAUAUCGACACACAGUCUUGUAUGGAACACUCCAUCAUGGCCAUUUUUGAGGACUCCACUGUGUCAUCAGAGGACACAAGGCAAGCCGAGGAAGAGAGCGAGACCUUGCUGUCGGCCCUGACUCAGAUGUUAGAGUGUGUGGAGGAUGAUGUCGGUUGCACUCUUUCUCCCUUUGAUACCCUGCCAGACACCAAGCUCCUCAACUGUCAGGAAUUCGACAACAGCAUUUCUACUGACAAAAUAACCUUUUCCGCAAAACUUGGACCAAGAGCCAAGACUGAUGACGGAAAGGAAGACAAGAGCAAAGUAGCCAGACUCCAGCCGGCCUUCCGACAACAAAGUCAGACUUUCUUUCAAGGCCCAAAAAAGAAGACCGAUACUGAAGUAAACGUCUUCACUUCGUCAUCUCUGGUCAACCUGGUGAAACUCAUGCACCCGUAUUGCCUUAAGAUGCAUGUGGAGGAGGAGAGGAGGGACCAUCAAAGCAGAGCUGGACCGUCACAAUCAGAGAAGAAACACACAAUGCUCUCCCAGGGAGAAGUCUGGAAGUAUGAAAAGCCAACUGGAGACAGUGAUGAAGAUAUCAAUGUUGUAUCUGAUGAUUAUGAUGAUGAUGAUGAUACAACCUUAAAAGAAAUAGAGGAGAAUAAUGGAGGGAUUGCAAAAGAUGAUAGUGGCAAACUGCUAAAAAGCACAUUGCUCACUGGCAAUUCAUCCAGAGAUCUGUUACCCAAGGCAAAGAAAAGGGUCAGUUUUGGCCCCGUUCAAGUGAUUUCAUUUGAUCAAUCUGUGGAUGCUGAUAUCAGCGAGGAAACUCUCCCCAGCGUAGCCUCUGCAACUGGAGGUCCAGCUGGUCCAAUGCUUGUAACCGCAACAACAGCAUCGGUAUCAUUAGAUGAUAAUGACAAGGCUGAGGAUCCACCGUCAAAAAGAAAGGUCAAAGCUAAAUCGCUAAGCCUCCAAGAGUACAGACUGCUGCGACAGAAAAGGCAGCCUCUGGCGGAGAAAAUGCGGAGUAACACAACCAAGUGGCCUACGGUUCCCCAACCCCCCAAAGAACUGAUCCCCAUUUUCUGUUCACAUGGGCAGAGACAAAACCUCUGUGAGACAAAGUCUUCACCCCAUCACAUAGAAAAGUCUACAAUUGCUAUGUGUCCACCCCAAAGAGCUACUUGCAAGACAGCACGUCGUCAUCGUCCCAAACCAGUCGAGAAGAAGCCAUUGUUUGCUGCUAGGCAUCACGGAUUGAAAUCUCUUCAAAGUAAAUCCAAACACACCUCACUUGAUGGACUCAAGUCCAAAGAUGAGCACACUGUUAAAGAAGCUGCAAGCCAGAAAAGUCCAUUAAAGAACCCAACGACAUUCAGCACUGAUCCCCCAAACCCUGUCAUCAUUCGCUUGCCUGUUAGCCAGAUGCCCACCCUAUCAAAUUGUCACCCUUCAGCUGUGUUCGCAGCAUCACAAAUAGCAGCGGAACCUCAUCCAAGUCGGGAAGUGGAGGACCAAGUCCUGACGACACCUCAAACAAAACCCAGUUCAGAAUGCAGGAAACCACAAAACCUCAUGCUAACACCAGUAACGUGUCCCACAAGACGUUCCCUUCCUGAGCGACCAUCACCAUCAAGUGCUGCAGCUGAGUCAGGGAUUGAAGCCUGUGAUCUUACCAGCUUGUUGGAGCAGUUUGAGGAGAAACAAGCUGAGGAAAGCGAUCCAGCGAACUUUUCAAACGCUUUCCCCUCAGGUCUGCACGAAGACACAGAAAGGACCACUGCACUAAUACAGACCUCCGCUAAGGAACAUGAACCUCUCCGAACUUUGCACUCAGUAAGACCAAAAGCACCAUCGAUUAUCUGGAGGACCCCAAAAAAUUGGAACACGUCACUCCUGAGCCUCUCGGCACUGAAGUCAUUGUCGACACUCAGGGAAUUGUCAGUACUAUGAGACGGAAAGCCCCACCAUCCAAGGGCAUUCAGAUCAUUGAUCCUCGCCCUCUGCCGUCCAGGAAGACAAAUGCUUCAGAGCUCGCCGCACCUCCUUACAUAUGUUCAUCGGUGUCCGCAGAUCACGAUUACUG
Molecule: messenger RNA, 2236 nt
Organism: Syngnathus acus (greater pipefish)
Lineage: Eukaryota; Metazoa; Chordata; Actinopteri; Syngnathiformes; Syngnathidae
Exons: 6
Coding region: 34-2103 (689 amino acids)
Biological process (GO): positive regulation of transcription by RNA polymerase II
Cellular component (GO): nucleus
Molecular function (GO): transcription factor binding
Source: RefSeq, a predicted model, not a curated record